UCAACCACAAGUCCUGACAAUCCUCACCUCUCCUCCUCCUCCUUCCUCCACCACCUCUCUUGAUCUUGACAUUGCAAUGUCAAAUCUACCUCCUGGCUGGAACGGUCCGGGAAGGGCCUCGGUGCCUCCUCCUCCGCCUCCCGGAGGAGCUUCUUCUCUCCCUCCUCCUCCUCCACCUCCCCCGACCGCGAUGGCUCCUCCGCCACCACCACCUCCCCCAGGAUCACUGCCUCCGCCGCCGCCUUCAACCCCCUCCGCAACCCGCGGCCCGCGUGAUCCUGAGCUUCCCAAGCUACUUGAGCGCAAGCGCAGAUGGCAUCAACUUCAGAAGCAGAAAUUCGCCGAAAAGCGCUCGACUACGUCCUACGUCCAGGUACAAAAGUCAGACAUGCCGCCUGAGCAUCUGCGCAAGAUCAUGCGCGACCACGGCGACAUGUCUUCGAAAAAAUUCGCGGCCGACAAGCGCUCGUAUCUCGGCGCGCUCAAGUACAUGCCCCAUGCUGUUAUCAAGCUGCUUGAGAAUAUGCCGCAGCCGUGGGAAGAAGCGCGCGACGUGCGCGUGCUGUACCAUAUCACCGGCGCGAUCACGUUUGUCAACGAAAUCCCUCGUGUUAUCGAGCCCGUGUACGCCGCGCAGUGGGCGACGAUGUGGCUGAUGAUGCGACGCGAGAAGCGCGACCGCAAGCAUUUCAAGCGCAUGCGCUUCCCUCCGUUCGACGACGAAGAGCCCCCGAUCUCGUGGUCCGAGAACAUCGACGGCGUCGAACCUCCGGAAGCUAUCCAGCUCGAACUCAGCGAGGAGGAAGAUUCUGCAGUUAUGGAGUGGCUGUACGACGAUCACCCGCUCAUUGACGAGACCGAGUUCGUGCCUGGGCCGUCUUAUCGCAAAUGGACGCUUGAUCUGCCGCAGAUGUCCACUCUCUACCGUCUGGCUCGGUCGCUGCUCUCGGAGAAUGAGGAUAAGAAUUACUUUUACAUGUUUGACAAGAAAUCAUUCUUCACUGCCAAGGCUCUGAAUGUUGCGAUCCCCGGUGGUCCCAAGUUCGAGAAACUGUACAAGGACGUUGAUCCCAACGACGAAGAUUUCGGCGAGUUCAAUGCCAUCGACCGCAUCAUCUUCCGCGCCCCUGUUCGUACAGAGUACAGAAUUGCUUAUCCUCAUCUGUACAACUCCCUACCUCGAUCAGUUGAAAUCGACUGGUACAGCGAUCCUCAGAGAGUGGUUGUUCCCGAAGACCCUGCUUACCCUGCUUACUAUUUCAACGCAACUCUCUCGCCAAUCUCUGUUCGGAAAAUUGCCCCGGAAUUGAGUCAUACACACGAGGACGAGAUUUUCGGUGACGGAGAUGAGGAUGACGAGUUUGAGCUUCCGCCCUACGUUGAUCCACUUUUCAGCGACGAGGAGCUGUACACCGACAACACUACCGGUGCUAUUACGCUCUGGUGGGCACCCUAUCCUUUCAAUCGACGAUCGGGGAGAAUGGUUCGUGCUCAGGACGUUGCUUUGAUCAAGAACUGGUAUCUCGAGCAUCCUCCUGCUGGGUACCCUGUCAAAGUUCGAGUUUCUUACCAGAAGCUUCUCAAGACUUAUGUCCUCAACUCCCUUCGCACGCGCAAACCAAGCAAUCAACGGAAGCAGUACCUGUUCAGAAAUCUCAAGAAUACCAAGUUUUUCCAGCAGACUACGAUCGAUUGGGUGGAAGCUGGUCUGCAGUUGUGUCGUCAGGGUUUCAACAUGCUCAAUUUGCUGAUCCAUCGCAAGGGCCUGACAUAUCUGCAUCUUGAUUUCAACUUCAACUUGAAGCCGACAAAGACUUUGACUACCAAAGAGCGCAAGCGGUCUCGUUUCGGAAACGCUUUCCAUCUGAUGCGGGAGAUUCUUCGAGUCACUAAAUUGCUGGUUGAUGCUCAGGUCCAGUACCGACUGGGUAACGUUGAUGCGUUCCAGCUUGCCGAUGGUAUUCACUACACGCUUAACCAUCUUGGCCAGCUUACUGGUAUCUAUCGGUACAAGUACAAGGUCAUGCAUCAAAUUCGGGCGUGCAAGGAUCUGAAGCACGUCAUCUACUAUCGCUUCAAUGUCGUUAUCGGUAAGGGUCCUGGAUGUGGCUUCUGGCAACCGUCGUGGAGAGUGUGGUUGUUUUUCUUGCGGGGCAUUAUCCCGCUUCUGGAGCGCUGGCUUGGAAAUUUGCUGGCAAGACAAUUUGAAGGACGUCAUUCGAAGGGCGUGGCCAAGACGGUUACCAAACAGCGUGUGGAGUCAUACUACGAUCUCGAGCUUCGUGCUUCGGUUAUGCACGAUAUCCUCGAUAUGAUCCCGGAAGGUCUGAAGCAGAACAAAGCCAAAACCAUUCUGCAGCAUCUGAGUGAGGCAUGGCGCUGCUGGAAGGCGAACAUUCCGUGGAAGGUGCCUGGUCUGCCCGCACCGGUUGAAAACAUUAUCUUGCGUUACGUCAAAGCCAAGGCUGAUGGAUGGAUCUCUGUCGCUCAUUACAAUCGCGAGAGAAUUCGCCGGGGCGCGACCGUUGACAAAACUGUCGCAAAGAAGAACUUGGGUCGUUUGACGCGUCUGUGGCUUAAGGCUGAACAGGAGCGUCAGCACAAUUUCUUGAAAGAUGGGCCGUAUGUGACGCCAGAGGAGGGUGUUGCCAUGUAUACUACGAUGGUGCAUUGGCUCGAAAGUCGGAAGUUCACGCCUAUCUUGUUCCCUCCCUUGAGCUACAAGCAUGACACAAAGCUGCUCGUUCUUGCUCUCGAGAGAUUGAAGGAAGCCUACUCGAUCAAGGGUAGACUGAAUCAGUCGCAGCGUGAAGAGUUGACUCUUAUUGAGCAAGCAUACGACAAUCCUCACGAGUGUCUCAGUCGAAUCAAGACGUUCUUGCUGACCCAGCGAGCAUUCAAAGAGGUCGGUAUCGACAUGAUGGAUCAUUACAGCCACAUCACUCCGGUCAUCGACGUCGACCCGCUCGAGAAGAUCACGGAUGCCUACCUCGAUCAAUAUCUUUGGUACGAGGCUGACAAGCGGCGACUGUUCCCUAACUGGGUCAAGCCCAGUGACUCUGAAGUUCCACCUCUUCUCGUUUACAAAUGGUGUCAGGGAAUCAAUAACUUGACGGAUGUUUGGGACGUCAGCGAGGGUCAGUGUAACGUCAUGCUCGAGACCACGCUGAGCAAACUGGCAGAUAAGACUGAUCUGACUCUGCUCAAUCGACUGCUUCGCUUGAUUGUUGAUGCUAAUAUCGCGGAUUAUAUCACUGCCAAGAAUAACGUCAACUUGACGUACAAGGAUAUGAACCACAUCAACAACUACGGCAUGCUUCGUGGUUUGCAAUUCUCUUCCUUUGUGUUCCAGUACUAUGGAUUGGUUGUUGAUCUUCUUCUCCUUGGUCUGCAGCGUGCCUCUGAUCUUGCUGGUCCUCCCCAGAUGCCGAACGAGUUCUUGCAGUUCAAGGACGAAGAGACCGAAAGUCGGCAUCCGAUUCGAUUGUAUUCGAGAUACAUUGACCGGGUCCACAUUUUCUUCCGCUUCACGGCUGACGAAGCUCGAGAGUUGAUUCAGCGCUUCUUGACAGAGCAGCCUGAUCCCAAUUUCGAGAACGUGGUCGGCUACACGAACAAGAAAUGUUGGCCGCGCGACAGCCGAAUGCGACUCAUGCGCCAUGACGUGAAUCUUGGCCGUGCCGUCUUCUGGGAGCUCAAGAACCGACUCCCUCGCUCGAUCACGACUAUCGAAUGGGAGGAUACUUUUGCAUCUGUGUACAGCAAAGACAAUCCGAACUUGCUGUUUUCUAUGUGUGGAUUUGAAGUGCGGAUAUUGCCAAAGUCCAGAAAUGAAGCGACAGAGUUGGCGGUGAAGGAUAGUGUUUGGAGUUUGGUGAAUGAGUCGACGAAGGAACGGACAGCGUACGCGUUUUUGAGAGUGGCGGCCGAUGAUAUCGCCAAGUUCAACAAUCGGAUUCGCCAGAUUCUGAUGUCGUCGGGAUCGACUACGUUUACAAAGAUUGCAAACAAGUGGAAUACUGCCUUGAUUGCUUUGUUUACAUACUACCGUGAGGCGGCGAUUUCGACUGAAGAACUGCUAGACACGUUGGUUAAGUGCGAGACCAAGAUUCAGACGCGUGUGAAGAUUGGUCUUAAUUCGAAGAUGCCGUCGCGUUUCCCUCCUGCUGUUUUCUACACACCAAAGGAGCUCGGAGGUCUGGGUAUGCUCAGCGCGAGUCAUAUUUUGAUCCCUGCCUCUGAUCUGCGAUGGUCGAAGCAGACUGAUACCGGUAUCACACAUUUCAGAUCUGGUAUGAGUCACGACGAAGACCAGUUGAUUCCCAACAUCUUCAGAUACCUUACAACUUGGGAGUCUGAGUUUGUCGAUUCGCAGCGCGUGUGGGCCGAGUAUGCCAUGAAGCGACAGGAAGCCAAUCAGCAGAAUCGACGAUUGACGCUCGAAGAUCUUGAGGAUAGUUGGGACCGCGGUCUUCCACGCAUCAACACGCUCUUCCAAAAGGAUCGCCACACGUUGGCGUACGACAAGGGCCACAGAGUGCGGACUGAGUUUAAGCAGUACUCGAUCGCGCGGUCGAAUCCUUUCUGGUGGACUAGCCAGCGUCACGACGGAAAGCUUUGGAAUCUGAAUGCUUACCGUACUGACGUUAUCCAGGCGUUGGGCGGAAUCGAGACGAUUUUGGAGCACACUUUGUUCAAGGCUACUGGAUUCCCCAGUUGGGAAGGUCUCUUCUGGGAGAAAGCCUCAGGUUUCGAGGAUUCGAUGAAGUUCAAGAAAUUGACCAACGCUCAGCGAUCCGGUCUCAACCAGAUUCCUAACCGACGCUUUACGUUGUGGUGGUCGCCGACAAUCAAUCGUGCAAACGUUUAUGUUGGAUUCUUGGUCCAGCUUGAUUUGACGGGCAUCUUCUUGCACGGCAAGAUUCCUACGCUCAAGAUCUCUUUGAUUCAGAUUUUCCGAGCACAUUUAUGGCAGAAGAUUCACGAGAGUGUUGUCUUUGAUCUCUGCGAGGUUCUUGAUCAGGAGCUGUCGGUGCUGCAGAUUGAGAGCGUUCAGAAGGAGACGAUUCAUCCUCGAAAGUCAUACAAGAUGAACUCGUCUUGCGCCGAUAUCUUACUCUUCAGCUCUUACCGCUGGAGUAUUUGCAAGCCGUCGUUGCUACACGACAGCAAGGAUGUUAUGGAUUCUACUACUGCGAACAAGUUCUGGAUCGACGUGCAGCUUCGAUACGGAGACUAUGAUUCCCAUGAUAUCUCGCGAUACACAAGAGCAAAGUUCCUCGACUACACGACCGACAGUACUAGUAUCUACCCGUCGCCGACUGGUGUGAUGGUUGGCAUCGACUUGGCGUACAACAUCUACGACGCUUACGGAAACUGGUUCCCGGGCUUGAAGCCGUUGAUGCAGCAGGCGAUGUCGACAAUCAUGAAAGCCAACCCUUCGCUGUACGUUUUGCGAGAGCGUAUUCGAAAGGGUCUGCAGCUCUAUUCUUCUGAGCCUCAGGAAGCGUAUCUGAAUUCACAGAAUUACAGUGAGCUCUUUAGCAAUCAAACCCAGUUCUUUGUUGAUGAUAGUAAUGUGUACCGAGUGACGAUCCACAAGACAUUCGAAGGCAAUCUCGCGACGAAGCCGAUCAACGGCGCGAUCUUCAUCUUCAACCCGCGCACAGGACAGCUGUUCUUGAAGAUUAUUCAUACUUCGGUGUGGGCGGGUCAGAAGCGACUUGGCCAGCUUGCGAAAUGGAAGACAGCCGAGGAAGUGGCGGCAUUGAUUCGAUCUUUGCCAGUUGAGGAGCAGCCUAAGCAGCUGAUUGUCACCCGAAAGGGAAUUCUGGAUCCACUUGAGGUGCACUUGCUUGACUUCCCCAACAUCUCGAUCCGUCCUUCCGAGUUGCAGCUUCCGUUCCAGGCCGCGAUGAAGAUUGAGAAGCUGGCUGAGCUGAUUUUGAAAGCGACUGAGCCGCAGAUGGUGCUGUUCAACUUGUAUGAUGACUGGUUGAAGACGAUUUCUUCGUAUACGGCGUUCUCGAGAUUGAUUUUGAUCUUGCGAGCUCUGCACGUCAAUAUCGACAAGGCGAAGAUCAUUCUGCGACCUGAUAAGAGCGUUGUGACGCUCGACCAUCAUAUCUGGCCUUCGUUCACGGAUGAAGAGUGGAUCAAGGUUGAGACGCAGCUGAAGGACUUGAUCCUGAACGAUUACGGAAAGAAGAACAACGUGAACGUGACUGCGUUGACGCAGCACGAAGUCCGAGAUUUGAUUCUUGGCCAGGAGAUCAAGGCGCCGUCGCAGCGUCGGCAGGAGAUUGCGGACAUUGACCAGCAGCAGCAGGAAGAGCAGUCGCAGUUGACUGCGGUGAAGACGAAGACGCAGAACGUGCACGGCGACGAGAUCUAUGUUGUGACGACGAGCAACUACGAGCAGCAGACGUUUUCGAGCAAGACAGAAUGGCGAACGCGGGCGAUUUCGUCGUCGAACCUGCAUAUGCGGACGAAGAACAUUUAUGUUUCGUCUGAGGAUAUCCGGGAUGAUGACGAGCAGUGCACGUAUGUGAUGCCGAAGAACAUUCUGAAGAAGUUUAUUCAGAUUGCGGAUCUGCGGGCACAGAUUGCAGGAUUCUUGUAUGGAGCGUCGCCGGCUGACAACGAACAAGUGAAGGAGAUCAAGUGUAUAGUGAUGGUGCCGCAGCUUGGAAAUAACCAGGCGGUGCAGCUGCCACAUACACUUCCUGAGCAUGAGUUUUUGUUGAAGGGUCUGGAGCCGCUAGGAUGGAUUCACACGCAGGCGCAGGAGAUGAGUGCGAUCUCGCCGAUUGAUGUGACGCAGCACGCGCAGCUUAUCAAAGAGCACGAGGGCGAGUGGGACGCUUCACAGUCCGUGACGAUGACGGUGAGCUUUACGCCGGGGUCAGUGUCGCUGGCGGCGUAUACGUUGAAGCCCGAGGGAGUUGAGUGGGGCGCGAAGAACAAGGACUUGGUGUCGACGACGCCGCAGGGGUAUCUGCCUAGUUUUGGAAACAAGUGCCAGCUGUUGCUGUCGGAUAAGAUUAUGGGAUUUUUCCUUGUUCCUGAAACUGGAUUCUGGAAUAAUGCGUUUGUGGGCGCGGGAUGGAAUCCGAAUGCGCGAUAUGAUUUGAAGCUUGACACGCCGCUGCCGUUCUAUCAUGAGAUCCACCGACCGAUUCACUUUACUGCGUUUAAUGAAAUGGAGAAUGAUGAUUUGGAGGUGGAGAGAUCAGAUGUAUUUGCUUAAGUUGUUUGUAAGAAUUGUUGUUUGAUGUAAAAGUAGUA
Molecule: messenger RNA, 7287 nt
Organism: Myxozyma melibiosi
Lineage: Eukaryota; Fungi; Ascomycota; Lipomycetes; Lipomycetales; Lipomycetaceae
Product: pre-mRNA-processing-splicing factor 8
Exons: 5
Coding region: 77-7249 (2390 amino acids)
Biological process (GO): spliceosomal tri-snRNP complex assembly; mRNA splicing, via spliceosome
Cellular component (GO): U5 snRNP; catalytic step 2 spliceosome
Molecular function (GO): protein binding; pre-mRNA intronic binding; U5 snRNA binding
Source: RefSeq, a predicted model, not a curated record